GUUCCCUCCUUUGAAUUGUUUACAAAAAUGAAAUGCAAAUUUCUCACAAUAACCACACAAAUGCAACGUCAACGCAAACAAGCGCACCAACGAAAGAACCAACACUGAUGAAAUAUUGUUUCUAAAAAUAUGUAUAUAUAUGAGAACAAUCGUUGCUUUUACUUAGUAGUUGUGCAUGUCGACCAGCGUCUCUUCCCUCCAUCCUUCUGUCAGCUAGCCGGACCUCGCGCUAGCCGAUUGGUUUCAUUUCAUUGUUAGAAUGCCGGAAGUCGGUCUGUUAUUAAUCUUUAAUUUUUUUUAGUGGAAACAUCGUCUCGAUUACGCGAGUUGGUCCGCCGGUGCUGCUGCUCGCGCUUCAUUACAUGAUGUAUGAUGCACGUUGAGUGUGUGAGUGUGUGUGUGUGUGUGUAUACACAACAUUGUGUGUGUUCCUGUGUUACAGCUGCAUGUGGCCGGGCGGCGUGUGCAAAGCAUCAGCAUGGAGAUGUUGAAGAUCGAGCAGGUCAUCGUGGGGAACGAGAGGAGAUCCGCCCCCGCGGAGAUCAAGUCCGAGCCCGUGGUCACCCCUCUGCCGUCCUAUCAGCAUGAGAGUCUGCAGUGUUUCCAGUGCUUCAUCACCUUCUCUGAUGCCAAAGCCAAAGAGAGACACAUGAGGAAGAGUCACCGGGACCAAUACAAAAAGCAGCUGCAACAGACUAAUACACUCUUUACUUGUUACAAGUGUGACAAGUGCUUCUCCUCCUCUGAGGAGCUCACCCAGCACCAGGACUCCCACAGCACAGAGGAGACGCCCUUCCUCUGCUCUUACUGCCAGAAAGGCUUCUUUACCUUCACUGAGCUGAACAAACACAGACGACAUGAAUGCUUAGAACGACGGUGUCCCUGCAGGGACUGUGGGGCCCUGUUUCCCAGUCCCUCUCGACUUCGCAACCAUCGCGUUUCGGUGCACCCACAGCGCCCGGCGGUGGCUGAUGACAUCAACACCUACCAAUGCUGCAAAUGUGGUCAUGGUUUCCAGACAGAAGAAGAGCUCCUGCAGCACCAGGAGAGAUUUGCUAAUGAUCUGUAUUGUGAAACUAAGCCGCCAGGGAAAAAACGUGGCCGAAAACCGAAGUACGUUGCUCAAGGCAUGACGGUUGAGGUCAAGAAAAUCAAACAAGAGGAGGAAGAAGUGGGAUGCAAAGGAUAUGAUGACACUCCACCAGAGGAAUGUCAAUCCGACGAGCUGCAACCAGAGCUCAAGAUACCCUGUCCUGAAGCUAAGUGUGACCUCAUAUUCCCUUCUGUUGCAGCCCUGCGGGCACACAAGAGAGGGGAGCAUGGGCUUCCUCUUCACAAGACUGAGGCAUGCACAGAGUGUGAUGAGAGCGCAGCUCAACCUGAGCAGCCCAAAGUACACAUGACCAGGGCUCACUGCUCUGGACACACCUGCCCCACCUGUGGAAAGAGUUUCGCAUGUGAGAGUACUCUAAAGAUCCACCAGAACACACACACUGAGGAUGAGAAGGCAGCAGAAGAAAGAUAAUAUAUGUGGGGUAGAGACUGCAACUUCAUCCUAAAACACUCACUUACAAUAUUCUGUAUUGUAGGAAGAUUUUUAUGUGAAUACUUGAGGUAACGCAACAUGGUGGAAUUAUUAUUUUUCAUUUGCUUUAAGAAAGACAUCUUACACUUGUUAUUUGUUUUUUACUGCCCAUAUUACCUCUGUUGACCCUGAGAUGUUUUAUAUACUUUGUAUAGUAACUAGUUAAUUUUCCCUCAAGUGUGGGAAUGUUUUGUAUUUAAAUGUAUUUUUUUUUCUAUUGUCUUUUUUCCAUUUCUUUCAGGAAAGCUCGUAAAAGUGACAAUUACAUGGAGGAUGUACGUUAAGCCCUUAACAUAAUGAAAUCCCAAAUCUGACAGAUGGGCUAGUGUAUAGGAUUCUACACUAUGGGAUUAAAAUUGUGUAAUCUCUGGGUCUUAUUUUUCUUCCCAAAAGAAAAUAAUUGUUGCAUUAAACAAUACGUACAUUUC
Molecule: messenger RNA, 2013 nt
Organism: Scophthalmus maximus (turbot)
Lineage: Eukaryota; Metazoa; Chordata; Actinopteri; Pleuronectiformes; Scophthalmidae
Product: zinc finger protein 34
Exons: 4
Coding region: 479-1525 (348 amino acids)
Biological process (GO): regulation of transcription by RNA polymerase II
Cellular component (GO): nucleus
Molecular function (GO): RNA polymerase II transcription regulatory region sequence-specific DNA binding; DNA-binding transcription factor activity, RNA polymerase II-specific
Source: RefSeq, a predicted model, not a curated record